This is a messenger RNA of Paramecium pentaurelia, 909 nucleotides long. The record is from the annotation of a GenBank genome assembly. NCBI's taxonomy places the organism in Eukaryota, Ciliophora, Oligohymenophorea, Peniculida, Parameciidae.
UAAUGGAAGAAAGCAUCUAUAAUAUAAUAACAGAAGAUCCACUUCCCCCUAAGAGAUAAAAAAAAUAUAGAUCCUAAUUCCCAGGUACAAUAUAACCAUCUUAUAGUACAUUUGCUAAUCACUCAAAUAUUAUUUAGGUAUAAAAAUCAGUAUAUAUACUCAAGGUGAAAAAUAUAAGUGGAGAUUAUUAAUUAUCAUCUUAUAGAUAUGCAUCUGAAAGUGGAAUUAUAGGAAAAGCAAAAACAUGUUUAUAAUCUUAUUUAAUAUUUUUAGAACAACUUUCACCUAUUAAACCAAGAAUUAUGGGUACAAACAAUUUGGAUGAAUGGAUUGAGAAAGGAUCACUUGUAAGAAGUCAAGAAUUUGCUCAUUCACAUAGAAAUAAAUUGAAACCAUUAGUUCCUAGAUCUAUUGAAAAACCGACUAUGGGAUUAUAAUCUAAUAGAAAUUUUAUAGCCACUAACAAGAUUGAUGUCAUUCUCAAAUGUUAUUUUAAUCUUUAUUUAUAGCUCCAAGACAACAAUAAGAAGAUCCUAAUUGGUUAACUAAAAAAGAUUAUGGAUAAAUUCCAUUAUAUUUGAGUUAAAUCAAAGAUCAACUCUAAUAAUCUUAUUUAGAAGAAUAAAAUUAUGCUAAAUAAUAAUUGGAAGCACAAAAUGAUAAAAUGUAAAUAUCAAAAUAUAAAUAUAAAUUAGAUAAUUAUUAUAAGAAGAUGAAUUAUAAUAAAUUAGAGAAGGUUUGAAAUAAAGAUACGAUGAAGUUAAUAAACAAUAUUAAUAAUAUACUCACUUAAAAAAAUUUGACACUGUUGGAUUGAAAAGAAGAAAAGAAUAAUUUGAAAAGGAAUUGAUUCAAUUAGAAAAAGACAUGGAUAAAAUGAAAAAAUAAUAUGUAUUUGUAGAGAAAUGA